AUGAAGUAAGUACAUUUUACAAAGGAGAGCAGAUGGUAGAAGUUUUUAAUGCUCUCGAUGUUGAUGUAUCAUGCCUUGGAUUUUGGAGUAAAAAAGUUAGAAGAUUUGAUAUCAAAGACAUCAAGAUCAUAGUGGAUUAUCAGUAAUCUUAUUGAUGAAGCAACAAAUAAACCCCCUGGAGGUGUAUAAGAAUAUGCAAUAGUUUAGCAUUAGGGAAAAAAGGUUGGAGUUAUUGGAUUAGCUGAAAAGGAGUUUAUUGAUUAGUUCACUACUCUUGUCACUGAAAAAAUUGUUUAUAUUGAUUGUGCUGAAAAAUCAAGAGAUUUAUGCAGGAUUUUGAAAGAAGAGCAUCAAUGUGAUCUGGUUAUUGCCCUGACUCAUUUAAGAAUCCCAAAUGAAAGAAUCUUAGCUCAAACUGUGCCUGAGCUUGAUUUACUACUCGGAGGACAUGACCAUCUCUAUCAUAUUGAAAUGGUGGCUGAUGUUUUCUUUUUAAAAAGUGGCACUGAUUUUGAAGAUUUUUCAGAUCUAGUUAUCAGAUUUGAUGUUUCAGAGGAGGAUGCCAAGAAAUAUUUAGAACUAGACAAUGUAAAUUCAAAGAGAUAUCUCUAUUCCAAAACUAAAAAGCUUUUAUUUGAAUGCGAAAGAGUAACAAUCGAUGAAAGAUUUGCUGCUGAUAAUUACAUUCAUGAUCAUGUGAUUAAGUAUUCCUAAAAGUUUAAUGAAGAUUUAAACGUGCCUUGCGGUUAUACUGAGGUUAACCUUGAGGGUAGAUUUUAAUGCAUUAGAGUAGAAGAAACAAAUCUUAGCAAUCUUCUAGCAGAUAUUAUACGAACUGAGUAUGAUGUAGAUUUCAGUCUGUUCAACUGUGGCACUUACAGAUCUAAUAGUGUCCUAGAAAAAGGUUAUAUUACACAUAAAAUGAUAAUGGACUUACUACCAAUGGCUGACAAAGUUGUAGUUGUCAAAAUGUUAGGGUCAACAUUCAAAUAAGCAUUAGAAAAUGGUGUUUCAGCUUUUCCUAAGUUCGAUGGUAGAUUCCCAUCAAUAUCAGGGUGCAGGUUUAGUUUUGAUCCCACAAAAGAACCCCUUCAUCGUAUUAAUCUUGAAGAUGUAGAGACUGAGAGUGGACCAUUAGAUUCUACAAAGGAGUAUAAAGUAGCUAUGAAAGGUUUUCUUGCUUCUGGUAAAGAUGGUUAUAUCAUGUUCAGAGACGGUGGAAUUACCUAAUUCUUGAUUGAAGACGAAAAUGCUGUUUUAAUUUAAGAUGUAAUGUAUCAAUUUUUCGAGAGCUUUGGUCCUGACAAUGAUAAAAAUCACGUAAUCAAGGAUAGAAUAAGAGCUGAGAGACUUAAGCUUUUCAAUGCAAGUGAAGACAAUGUUACUAAGGAAGGUUUUAUCAAGAUUCAUCCAGUUUGUGAUGAGAGAAUAGUCAAUUUAUAAUAAAUCUAAUAAAACUUAGAAGAAGUUGGAAAGAUUCAGGAAGAAAAUUAGGAAAAAUUCUAGUGA
This is a messenger RNA of Stylonychia lemnae, 1509 nucleotides long. Lineage: Eukaryota; Ciliophora; Spirotrichea; Sporadotrichida; Oxytrichidae. The record is from the annotation of a GenBank genome assembly.